Echinostoma caproni is the source of this 702-nucleotide messenger RNA. NCBI's taxonomy places the organism in Eukaryota, Metazoa, Platyhelminthes, Trematoda, Plagiorchiida, Echinostomatidae. The record is from the annotation of a GenBank genome assembly.
AUGCUGGGUUGGCGUUAUGAGCGCGCAUUCGAAGCCAGUCAACGAUAUAAGGAAGGAAAAGUGAUAGUAGAGUUAGCUCAUCUGAUUAAGGACAACGGUUGGGAUGCAGAAUGGCUUGUUCCGGCGCGUCUCUCUUCACCAUCUAUCAUCCAACAGGUAUCCAGGAAAAACAAAGAAUUACCCGUCCCUAUCACCAUGCCAUCGCCUCCUCAUCCUCGAUUUCCAUGGUCUUCGGCAUCGUGUCUGCCUAAUUACGAAUCUAUCAGAUCCGAGUCAUCCACUUCUGUGAUGAAAUCCACUGUCCUCACACCGAAUUCUGUCGACACACAGUCUUCACCUCUCAUAACUGGUUUCGAUUCUUCCUUCGGCUCAUCUCACGCAUGCCCCCAGUACGACUCAUUGGGUAGAAACACACUGUCCCCUGGUGCUAGUUCAUGCGGUUCGAGUUGUUGCGGUCGCACACCAGAGCAAGAAAUAUGGCCUUCCGGGUUGCGCGUGUCUCGUUCGGACUAUACGGAUCCUGUCCCAAGCACCGCUGCCCAGGGUGCUCGGACUGAGAUAAAUGCACCAUCCCUAUUCGGUACAAUGACGCGGUCCGCAUCGUCCGAAGCGAAAUUUCGCACGCUGCCUAUGGGUGGCAGUUUGAUUCUCAUUUUGUUUGCGAAUGUUUGGUCACCCGCAGAGUUUGAUCAACUCAAAUGA